Molecule: messenger RNA, 3831 nt
Organism: Aureobasidium melanogenum CBS 110374
Lineage: Eukaryota; Fungi; Ascomycota; Dothideomycetes; Dothideales; Saccotheciaceae
Product: P-loop containing nucleoside triphosphate hydrolase protein
Exons: 1
Coding region: 1-3831 (1276 amino acids)
Biological process (GO): maturation of SSU-rRNA from tricistronic rRNA transcript (SSU-rRNA, 5.8S rRNA, LSU-rRNA)
Cellular component (GO): intracellular anatomical structure; nucleolus
Molecular function (GO): RNA binding; ATP binding
Source: RefSeq, a predicted model, not a curated record
AUGCCGCCCAAGUUUGUGCCUCGCGAUCGCAAAAAGGGCAGAAUUGCGAAAGCCAAAGCAAAGAACUCGCACUCCCACGACGAACCCCAAGAUGCAAACGCCGCCGAAAUCGUCCCUCCCACGCCUUCGGAGAAGGAAGCUCGUCGCGCUGCACUGCAAGCCGAGUUGCGUGCGCAGAACAGCACUUCAGUUAUUUCUGGCAAGAAAAAGAAGAGAUUGGACAAAUACAUCGAUACCAAGCUGAAGAAAGAGGAGAAUUUGGCCCUGAUCAAGAAACUCGCCGCGCAAAAGGUCGACACAAGUUUAUUGCUAAGCUCAAAGAAGCUGGGAAGAGGUGGAGAGUCUGCCAGAGAGAGGUUAGAAAGGGCGCUGAGAGAGAAGGAGCAAGGAAUCAACGUUGAAGCCAACGAUGCUGUCCUGUUUGAGCAAAGAAAGAGGCCGGCACUCGAGUUGGAGAGCGAAUCUGAGGACGAGCAGACAGCGACACCACAAGCAAACACUUCGAAACCUACUUCUACGAAAGCUUCAGCAUCUACACCUGCACCCGCAACCGCACCAGCGUCUGCGCCAGCGCCAGGCAAGGGUGGGCUCUUCGCUGCUGGUCAGGGUUUGUUCGGCAGUGGCCUUAAGAGACCGCUCGAGACAGACGAGGAGGGAAAGCCAAUCAUCAAGAGCAGAAAACGCACAAAGGUCAUCAAGUCUGCCCCUGUAGUCGCUCAGGAGCCUGAAUGGGAAGGCUUCUCUGGAGACGAGGACGGCGAGGAUGACGAUGAUGGAAGUCAGGAUUCGGAAGAAGAGAUCGAAGAUGGGGAUGAAGACCCAGAAGAAGACGACGAUGAAGAGGAAGGCUCCGACGAGGACGAUGACGAUGAAGAAGACUCAGACGAAGACUCGGAAGAAGAGUCGGACUCUGACGAUGAUAUGGAAGAUGAAGAGGACGUCAAGGAAGCACAAAAGGCCCGCUCAUCUGCCUUCAAGAUGUGGGCCACCGAACAACGAAAUCAGGCCAUAGGUUUCGUCCCCUCAACCAACCUUGAAACCGUAAAUUCGACGACCGUCAAACAACCAAUAAACUUCGUUCCUCGCGCUCCUUCACCAGAAAUCCUCCCUCCCGAACUCGCAGUAACCGCCACUACAGAGUCAGACAACCGCCCUGCCGUCAGUCUAGUCAUUCCUCGUACUCCCGAGAUUCAAGAGGCGAGGUUGAAACUGCCGGUUGUGCAAGAAGAGCAGAAAAUCAUGGAAGCUAUCCACAACAACAACGUUCUUGUUGUCUGGGGUGCUACUGGUUCCGGUAAAACGACACAGGUCCCUCAAAUGAUGUUCGAAAGCGGUUACGGCAGCAAGAUCGGACAGGCAGACGGAGAUGGCAAGGCCAAGGGCAUGAUUGGUGUUACUCAGCCUCGUCGUGUCGCUGCUGUCAGUGUGUCUGAGCGUGUCGGCACUGAGUUGUGUGACAUGAAGAACCGCGUUGGUUAUCAGAUUCGUUUCGACACAACCGUUUCAAACGACACUGCCAUCAAAUUCAUGACCGAUGGUAUUCUGCUGAGAGAGAUCGCCAACGACUUCAUCUUGUCCAGAUACUCUGCCAUUGUCAUUGAUGAAGCUCACGAACGCUCCGUCAACACCGACAUCUUGAUCGGUAUGAUGAGCAGAAUCGUGGAUCUUCGUGCUCAGAUGGCAAAGGAGGAGCCUGAAAAAUACUACCCUCUGAAGCUCGUCAUCAUGAGUGCCACUCUCCGCAUCACUGAUUUCACCGAAAACACUCGCCUCUUCAGAAAUGGUCCUCCCCCGAUCGUCAAGGCAGAAGGCAGACAAUUCCCAGUCACCGAUCACUUUGCACGCAGAACAACACACGACUACGUUGAUGACAUGUUCCACAAGGUCAGCAGAGGUCACAAGAAGCUUCCACCUGGUGGUAUGCUUUGUUUCCUUACUGGUCAGCAAGAGAUCAUCCAGCUCGCCAAGAAGUUGCGCCAGGCUUUCCCUGCCGAUACUGGCAGCCAAGUCAAGCAACCUAGAGUUCAUGUAUCUGCUGCAGAUGCUCCACUUGAGAUUGAUGAUAUGGAUGCGGAGGCUCAACCUGCACCGAGAAGGGACAAUGACGACGAUGACGAUGAUGACUCGGACAUCGACAUCAAGGGUUUGGAUGAUGAAGAAGAUGACAAGGAGUUCGUGAUCGAAGGGGAGGAGCAACCCGUGGAAGCGCUCAGGGUCCACGUGCUACCUCUGUACUCGCAACUUCCUACUAAGCAACAACUCAAGGUCUUUGAAGAACCGCUGGCAGGUUCGAGAUUGAUCGUUCUUGCCACCAACGUCGCCGAAACAUCUCUCACCAUUCCUGGAAUUCGCUACGUUUUUGAUUGCGGUCGCUCAAAGGAAAAGAAUUAUGAAGCUUCGACUGGUGUUCAGACCUUCGAGAUUGACUUUAUCAGCAAGGCCAGCGCUGCACAAAGAGCUGGUCGUGCUGGUCGUACGGGACCAGGUCACUGUUACCGUCUCUACUCAUCCGCCGUCUAUGAGCGCGACUUUGAAGAGUACGCUAUCCCUGAGAUCUUGAGAUCGCCCAUCGAAGGCGUUGUACUGUCGCUCAAGAACAUGGACAUCCAGACGGUAGUCAACUUCCCCUUCCCAACACCACCAGACCGCAAGGCACUAGCCAAGGCCGAGAAGCUUCUGACUUACCUUGGUGCCAUCGACGCGCAUGGCAAGAUCACAGAGACUGGAAAAGAGUUGGCUGCAUACCCCUUGUCACCAAGAUUCGCGAGAAUGCUGUUGUUAGGCAGACGCUAUAACCUUUCCGCUCACACAAUUGCUCUUGUGGCUUCGCUUGCUGUUCCCGAGCUCUUCAUUCCUCAGACUCAAUACAACCUCGAGAACGCUCCUGACGAAGAAGAGUCAGAAGACGAGAACGACACAGCCAGAGAACGCUAUGCCAAACGUCAGAUCCGCACAGAAGCAGACAACAUUGCUGCUUCAGCAGCAGAACUCAAGCGAAAGGCAUAUGGAAAAGCCCACGCCACACUUUCACGUUGGGAUGAUCGCAGUGAUGCAUUGAAGCUGUUGACAGCAAUGGCCGCGUACAGUGCUUCUUCAUCUCCUGCAUCCUUCUGUGCCGACUACUUCCUUCGCGAAAAAGCCAUGAAGGAAGCCGCACAACUGAAACAACAAUUGACGGCUAUCGUACGCAGUCACUCUCGCACAGGCACCGAGGACCCAACACUCUCGCAGAAGGCCAUUCCACCACCUACGGACAAGCAACGUGCUAUCCUCAAACAAUUCGUUGCAGCAGGCUUCAUCGACCAAGUUGCCGUACGUGCCGAUAUCAUCGGUGUAGCAACGUCCCGCAACCCCCGCCGUGCAAUCGAAGUGCCCUACCGAACACUCUUCACCUCCAGCAGUGGAGACAUCGUAGGCCAAGACCCCGAAGCUCGCGCCGCAGCGAAGCUCUCUUACGUGCAUCCUUCCUCUGUACUGGCAAGAUUGACUGUCGCCGAGAUGCCUGAUUAUAUCAUUUACUCACAUCUCUCGCGUCAAGCACCCACGCCUCCUUAUGAUACCGUACCUAAGACCAGACUUCACCCUCUGACAACCGUGACGGCAAAACAAUUGGCAAAUCUUGCAGAAGGAACACCGUUAUUGGAAGUCGGCAAACCUGUUGGCAAGAUUGAGCAAUUGCCCAGAGGUGCUGAUGGCAGAGAGAGAAGAGAAGUAUGGGUCGGGCUGAGUUUGAGAGGAGAAAAGGAAGGUACACCUUGGCCUGUAGGCGCAAGAAAGGUCGUGCAAAAACGCAUCGGUGGUGCUUGGGAAAUUGAAAAGGUUGUUGGUUAA